GGCUCCCUCCGAGUGCUCCCUCCCGGUGCUCCCUCCCGCUCCCUUUCCACACGCCCUCCGCCCACUCCGCGCCCCUUCCCGCCCCUGGCGCUCGCCUCCUCUUCCUCGCAGCCGAGUGCGGCCCCGGCAGCCGCUUGGGUGAUUCGCCAGCAACAGAUGCCGGGCGCCAAGCUUUGCAUUCUUAGUCCACGCUGACAGCCCGAAGAAGAGAGAAGGAAGCAGAGAAGGGAAGGGAAGGCGGGGACAGGAGUGCAGAGACCACCUCCCCACCCCACCCCCCCAACAAAAGGCAGAAGCCCCCGCCCCCACUGGAGAGCUCUGCGCCAGCCGAGCGCCUGCCUGCUGCCUGCUGCCGCGGGCGCCCACCUCUCCCAGCCAUGCCAGGCCCGGCGGCCGACGGGGCUCAGGUCCCCUUCCGCAACGCCAAGGAGGAGAUCCGUGCGAGGGUCGAAGGCUCGGAGGCCGGCGGCGGCCAGCAGGGCCCCGGCGCGCGCGGGCCGCGGCAGAACAUCGUCUGGAGGAACGUCGUCCUGAUGAGCCUGCUCCACUUGGGGGCCGUGUACUCCCUGGCGCUUAUCCCCACAGCCAAGCCGCUCACUCUGCUCUGGGCCUACUUCUGCUUCCUCCUGACUGCUCUGGGUGUGACAGCUGGUGCUCAUCGCUUGUGGAGCCACAGGUCCUACAAAGCCAAGCUGCCUCUGAGGAUAUUUCUGGCUGCUGCCAACUCCAUGGCUUUCCAGAAUGACAUCUUUGAGUGGGCCAGGGACCACCGAGUCCACCACAAGUACUCAGAGACUGAUGCUGAUCCUCACAAUGCCCGCCGGGGCUUCUUCUUCUCCCACAUUGGCUGGCUGUUUGUUCGCAAACAUCGUGAUGUCAUCGAGAAGGGAAGCAAGCUUGACUUCACUGACCUGCUGGCUGAUCCUGUGGUCCGAUUCCAGAGAAAGUACUAUAAGAUCACCGUGGUGCUCAUGUGCUUCGUGAUUCCCACGCUGGUGCCCUGGUGCUUCUGGGGAGAGAGUCUGUGGAAUUCCUACUUCUUGGCUUCCAUCCUCCGCUAUACCAUCUCCCUCAACAUCACCUGGCUGGUCAACAGUGCUGCCCACAUGUAUGGAAACCGGCCCUACAACAAGCACAUCAGCCCUCGGCAGAACCCACUCGUCACUCUGGGUGCCAUUGGUGAAGGCUUCCACAAUUACCACCACACCUUUCCCUUUGACUACUCUGCAAGUGAAUUUGGCUUAAAUUUCAACCCAACCACUUGGUUCAUUGACCUCAUGUGCUGGCUGGGGCUGGCCACUGACCGCAAACGGGCAACCAAGCCGAUGAUCGAGGCCCGGAAAGCCAAGACUGGAGAUGGCAGCACUUAAACAUGGAACCACCCUCCAACAUGUCUGCCAUUGACACCUUAGUUCAUGGCUCUUGUUACUAUAGCUCUUUUGCUCAUUGGAUGUGGGAGGGGGUAGAGGGUAGGGAGGGAACAGAAUCUCUGUGGUUUGGGAACUUCCUGUUUGUCUCAAAAUAUUGUCAACUGUCAAUGAAAAAAAAUUUUUAACGUCAGCGUAACUAUGAUUUAACAUUAGAGUGUAAGCACGUGAUUUAGUCGCUGUAGCUACAAUACAUCAAACACACAGGGUCGUGUGCUUGUACAUGAUGUUGACCCUGACAGGAUGAAGGAGCUUAAUACUCUCUCGGUGCGAUUCAGGAGAGCACUGGUUUUCUUUUCUACCAGUUAACCCAGCACUGUUUUUAAACCCCUUAUCUGAAGGAGCAGAGAGGCAGGGUAGAAGACAAAAGAGAGGGUCUAAGUAACUAAAGAAUGUUUCUGUUUUGUAAUUACUGCGUGAAUGUGCUUGUGUGUGUGUUGCUGUUGUUGUUUUUUAAAUGAGAGAAUUGAACACUUUAAAAAAAAUGGCAAUACAGGAAAUGGCUCUCUUAUUUUUUUGGCCCUGUUUAUAGCUUAUUAAUGCUCCACUGUCUUUGCUUCAGAAGAGAUCUGUCCACUGCUCAGCUCGUUUUGUGUCCCAAUUACGCCCAGCCGACCCUAUAAAUCAGUGUCUAUUUAGGUGUUUGAUUUUGUUCUCUUCGCUAUUGUCAUUUUAAAGGUGUAUAACUCAGAUGUGCUAGACAUAAAAUUAAGCUCAAAUUAAGCUCUCAUUUAAAUGUUUAGACACCUAAUUUAUAUUCUAAUUGAUCCUAGCCACUGAUGCAUGUACUUUAGCUACUCCUGCUAAAUAAGCAUAUUAAUUUUCCACACCAGGCCAUCAGAUCUUAAUAACCGACAGUUAUCUAGAGCUCAAUGUCUACUAAUGUUUCCCCUGCAUGCGGCCUUCAUUGAUUUUGCAGCAAAAUAUAAAUUAUGCAGCUUCUGGAUUAAAAAAAUUUUCAUGUGUUAAGUUGCCUUGCAAAGAGCAUGUUGAAUUAAUGGGACAGCGUGCCCUUUGUUUUAGUUGUUAGAGCAAAAGAAAGAUGUUGGAGCACUUCGAAGAUAGAUCUUUUCAGGAAAGAUGUAGGAACUUAAAAAUUUCUGAAAAAAAAAUGAUACCAGUAGGAAAUUGUCAUAAUGAAGUUCUUCAUCCAGCAGGUGUUUAACAGUGUUAUUUUGCCAUUAAUAAUGUAUGAACUAUGAGUGAUUUACAAUAAAUGAUUAUGAAUUCGUUGGUGUUCUUGA
Molecule: messenger RNA, 2671 nt
Organism: Leptonychotes weddellii (Weddell seal)
Lineage: Eukaryota; Metazoa; Chordata; Mammalia; Carnivora; Phocidae
Gene: SCD5
Product: stearoyl-CoA desaturase 5
Biological process (GO): unsaturated fatty acid biosynthetic process
Cellular component (GO): endoplasmic reticulum membrane
Molecular function (GO): stearoyl-CoA 9-desaturase activity; iron ion binding
Source: RefSeq, a predicted model, not a curated record